Molecule: messenger RNA, 1591 nt
Organism: Somion occarium
Lineage: Eukaryota; Fungi; Basidiomycota; Agaricomycetes; Polyporales; Cerrenaceae
Source: the annotation of a GenBank genome assembly
GUCCCUCGGUAUCUUUCUCUUUCACUCUGCACAAGAUGCAGACUGUCGUGAUUUUUCUAGCGUCGUUGGCUGUGCUCUUUGUGGUGAAGAAGGUACUUGAGUUCUUGAACGCAGUUAGAGCUAUCCAGAAUCACCCCGGAUUCCGCACCCUCUUCGAUCCUACAGGUGCCUCCUCGUUUUUCCCUCGUAUCACAGGAGUCUCUAUUGGUUGCGAUGUCAUGUUCAACAAGUACGCCGAUUACGAGGCUUUCGGUAUUGACAUCAUUAGCUCCGUGUGCGCGUUUCCAAAGGUAAAUACGCACUACUUCAUUGCGGAUGCUGCUGUAAUCAAGGAGAUCAUGACCGCACGUUUGAAAUUUCCCAAACCGAUAGAGUUGUAUUCGCUACUUCUCUUUUUUGGGCACAAUAUCGUUGCGUCGGAGCGUGAGGAAUGGAAGAAAUACCGCAAGAUUUCUGCACCCGCCUUCACCGAGCCAAACAAUAAGCUUGUAUGGGAGGAAACUGUACGCGUUGUCACAGAUCUUUUCGACAACGUAUGGGGGAACAAGAAGGAGAUUGUGUAUGAUCAUGCCCUCGAUAUUACCAUGUCUCUGGCUCUCUUCGUCAUCGGAGGCGCAGGUUUUGGCCGCCGCAUUGGGUGGAAUGACGAGAUGGUUGCACCCCCUGGCCAUAAACUGACAUUCAGGGACACCCUUGCUGCCGUCUCUCACGAUACCAUGCUCAAAGUCACACUUCCUAACUGGGCCUUGUAUGCCACAAAGCGAACGCGAGCCCUCCAUAUGAUGGACAUGAUCAACGCUCGACGGUCGUCAGAGAAGAAGGAAGAGAGAUACGAUCUCUUCAGCAGUCUCCUCGACGCCAGCGAAGGGAACUUUGACGGCGAGUCAAAGUUGACUGAUCGUGAACUGCUCGGAAACAUCUUCAUUUUCCUCAUUGCCGGUCAUGAGACCACAGCCCACACACUUUGUUUCUCAUUUGCACUUCUAGGCCUGUACCAGGACGAACAGGAGCGAUUAUACCAGGAACUAAAGAAGGCAUUCCCAGACGGCAGAACUCCCGCGUAUGAAGACAUCAGCAAGCUCACUUAUGUCGAAUGCGUCAUGAAUGAAACCCUCCGCAUGUUCCCUCCUGCUUCGAGUGUUCCAAAGUAUGCCACUGAAGACACUACUUUCGUAACCAAGAAUGCUGCCGGCGAGAAUGUCGUUGUGCCUGUGCCUGCUGGAACUGGCGUCUCGUUGCAUAUCAGUGCUCUGCAACACAACCCUCGUUACUGGUCAGAUCCUUUUGAGUUCAAGCCUUCUAGGUUCCUAGGGGACUGGCCAAGAGAUGCUUUCAUUCCUUUCAGCGGCGGUGUUCGUUCUUGUCUGGGACGCAGGUUUGCAGAGUUGGAAAGCCUCGUUGCUCUUUCGAUGAUUAUCAUGCGAUAUAAACUUACGAUCAAGCCGGAACCUGAGUUCGAGCACGAGACUUUCGAGCAGAGGAAGGCGCGAAUCCUUAAGGUUACCCAGGGCAUCACUAUCACACCUGUUCGUGUGCCGUUGGUUCUGACAAGGAGGGAUUGACGGUUGUACUUUUAUAUGGUAUCAGACCU